This is a messenger RNA of Dipodomys spectabilis (banner-tailed kangaroo rat), 888 nucleotides long. RefSeq names its product polysaccharide biosynthesis domain containing 1 (gene Pbdc1). NCBI's taxonomy places the organism in Eukaryota, Metazoa, Chordata, Mammalia, Rodentia, Heteromyidae. The transcript is spliced from 6 exons. Bases 114 to 794 code for a protein of 226 amino acids. Gene Ontology annotation, cellular component: cytoplasm. The record is from RefSeq and is a predicted model, not a curated record.
UGCCGGUGCUCUGGCACCCUUGCGUUUUCCAACAACCGAGCUAGACGUCCGCAACAACAACAACAAAAAAAAAUCACUUCCGUUAGGGGAAGGCACGCCUUCCACGCUGCAACAUGGAGGCUGUCAGUAAGCUGAAUGAACCGGUUUCCGGGGAGCUGGUGUCUGUAGCACAUGCUCUUUCUCUCCCUGCAGAGUCUUAUGGCAAUGAUCCAGAUAUUGAGAUGGCCUGGGCCAUGAGAGCAAUGCAACACGCUGAAGUCUACUACAAGUUGAUUUCGUCAGUUGACCCACAGUUCCUAAAACUCACCAAAGUAGAUGAUCAGAUCUACUCUGAGUUCCGGAAAAGUUUUGAGAAACUCAAGGUAGAUAUUUUGGACCCAGAAGAACUUAAAUCAGAAACCGCUAAAGAGAAGUGGAGGCCAUUCUGUUUGAAGUUUGAAGGCCUUGUAGAAGACUUCAACUAUGGUACUCUUCUGCGACUGGAUUGUUCCAAGGGCUACACCGAGGAAAACACCAUCUUUGCACCCAGGAUACAAUUUUUUGCCAUUGAAAUUGCUCGGAACCGGGAAGGCUAUAACACAGCAGUUUAUACUGUUCAAAACAAAGGAGAGAAGGGAGCUGGCAAUAGAGACAAGGGAGAGAAGGAAUCUGGCAGUGGAGAGAAAGGAGAAAAGGAAGCUGGUAGUGAAGAGAAAGAGAAGGAAGCUGGCAGUGGAGAGAAAGUUAAGAAUGGAGCUACUGAUAGUGAAGGAGAAAAAGAGAAAACUGAUGAAGGAGGAGAAAAAAGCCAAUAAAAAAUCAGUGGAAUUGCUACAUGGGAAACAGUAUUCCAGAGCAUGUAACUCAGUUGAAUCCACAAGUACCAGAACUCUAUCUUUCUGACCUGGU